AAAAAAAGGUGACCGGAGUUUGAAAUUUACCUAAAGAGGCGGUCUGCACCUGGAAUAUCAAAUUUAGCAGAGCAAACAAAGAAGGAAAUGAAGGGAUUACCUUCAAACACCUUCAAACCAUGACUCACCAAUCUGCCAAUUAGGGAUAGCCUUUAAACGGAAUAUCGGUGACUGCCGCCGCCAUUUGUGGUUUCAUUUGAAGCUCACCUCUUUCUUUUCCUUUCGCUUAAUUUCAAGAUAUGGGUUAUAUUGAUUUUGGGUCUUCUGUUUUGGGGAAAAUGAUGAAGGUAGGUGCUCAACCUGAUGUUGUAACUUUGUCCACUUUGAUUAAUGGACUUUGUAAGCGAAGUAAGAUAUCUGAGGCUUUGAGUUUGUUCGAUGAAAUGAUGGAAAAAGGGUAUCGACCUAAUUUAAUUGUUUACACUACAGUUCUUAAUGGUUUGUGCAAGACCUGGAAUACUGAUCGAGCUCUUAGGUUUCUAAGAAUGAUGGAAGAAAGAGGUUUCAAACCCAAUAUUGUAGCAUAUAGCACUGUCAUUGACUGUUUUUGUAAGAAGGGGUUACUAAGUGAGGCUCUUGAUCUUUUCUCCAAAAUGAAAGUUAAGGGCAUUAGGCCAAAUAUUGUUAUUUACAAUUGUUUAAUUCAUGGUGUGUGUAACUUGGGCCAGCAGAAGGAGGCAACCAGGCUUUUGAAUGAAAUGGCGGGUAACAAUAUUUCUCUUGAUAUUGUCACGUAUAAUAUAUUGAUAGAUGCACAUUGCAAGAAGAGGAUGAUUUCUGAAGCUGUAGAUACUGUUGAUGCAAUGAGAAAGCAAGGCAUUGAACCUAAUGUUGUCACAUACAGUAUAUUGGUUGAUGCACAUUGCAAAGAGGGAAUGGUUUCUAAAGCUGAAGAUAUUGUUGAUACAAUGAGAAAGAAAGGCAUUGAGCCUGAUGUUGUCACAUAUAAUGCAUUAAUAAAUGGUCAUUGCUUGCAAAACAAAAUGGAUGAAGCUAGAAGAGUAUUUCAGUUGAUGAGUAAGAAGGGUUGUGCACCUGCUAUACGUAGUUACAACAUCAUGAUCAACGGAUAUUGCAAAGCUAAAAGGGUAGAUGAAGCAAUGGAACUCUUUCACGAAAUAUCACAGAAAGGACCAACCCCUGAUAUUGUCACAUACAGCAUUCUUAUGCAAGGAAUGUGUGAAUUAGGGAGACUUUCAUCUGCAUUGAAACUUUUUCGAGCAAUGCUGAAGAGUAGGUUGGAACUCGAUAUUGUCUCUUACACUAUCCUAAUUGAUGGCUUUUGCACAGCUGGGCGUAUUGAAGUUGCAAAGGAAUUAUUUCUUCAACUCUCAGUCAAUGGUUUAAAACCUGAUGUUUACACAUAUGGUAUAAUGAUUAAUGGAUUCUGUAAAAAGGGAUUGCCAGAUGAAGCAUACCAGUGGUUUAGGAGCAUGGGGAAUAAUGAUUUUUUGCCUGAUAGCUGCUGUUAUAAUGUAAUGAUACAGGGGUUUUUUCGAAACAGCUAUACCUCAGAGGCAACACAACUUCUUGUGGAAAUGGUCAGUAUGGGCUUUUCUGCAGAUUUAUGCACUGCUACCUUAUUUGUGGAUCUCAUCUUACAGUCUAAUAAAUCAAUCUUGAUUUGAAAAAUGUCUUAACAGGUAGUGUAAAGAUUGUCACUUGUGAAUGUGAAUUAUUUUGUUCAUACUGCUGUGAUAAGAGUUUCUAGAAACUGCAAUGAGUGAGUUUUAAGACUCUUUGCCAAUGCCAUUCCUUACUCUUUUUUCUUUACAUUGUAUAAUGUAUUGGGGUUUUCCUCUGAAACUAUUACAUAACUUUGACAAUUAUUUUUGAAUAAUGGAAAUUGAUUGGUGUGCUUUCUUUC
Gossypium raimondii (Peruvian cotton) is the source of this 1867-nucleotide messenger RNA. Its product is annotated as pentatricopeptide repeat-containing protein At3g22470, mitochondrial. Bases 240 to 1628 code for a protein of 462 amino acids. The record is from RefSeq and is a predicted model, not a curated record. Gene Ontology annotation, molecular function: protein binding. The transcript is spliced from 2 exons. Lineage: Eukaryota; Viridiplantae; Streptophyta; Magnoliopsida; Malvales; Malvaceae.